Messenger RNA from Manis javanica (Malayan pangolin), 1779 nucleotides. It is a transcript of the gene ZNF285, whose product is annotated as zinc finger protein 285. NCBI's taxonomy places the organism in Eukaryota, Metazoa, Chordata, Mammalia, Pholidota, Manidae. The record is from RefSeq and is a predicted model, not a curated record. Gene Ontology annotation, biological process: regulation of transcription by RNA polymerase II. Gene Ontology annotation, molecular function: RNA polymerase II cis-regulatory region sequence-specific DNA binding; DNA-binding transcription factor activity, RNA polymerase II-specific.
AUGAUCAAAUUCGAGGAAACUGUGACCCUCACGGACGUGGCUGUGGCCCUCACCAAGGAGGAGGUGGCACUACUGGACAAGGCCCAGAUAAACCUGUACCGAGACGUGAUGCUGGAGAACGUUAGGAACUUUAUCUCAGUGGGAUUAAAAACAACAUUUCAAAAUCUUCAGGAAAAAGGAUCGGGUCACCUCUCCCAGGAGGUGCUCUACCUUUGGCAGAUUUGGAAACAAAGUAUCAGUGAAUUAACUGUGAGUCGGGAUUAUGUCCUGAAUCUUCAAGGAGAUCGCUCCCAAUAUUUAGAAGAUGUUUCCCUCUGUGGAGAGUGGGCAGGAAUGUCUCUUCUGGUUUCUGGAAAUGAAAACUAUAUAAUAAAUGACAUUAAUUCAGAAAAUCAAGGUGGCUUAGCUUGGAAAGGCCUUGCGCAUGUCCUUACCCCAGAAUCUUGGAGGCAAGUCGACAUAAUGGCCGAACCCCAGAAUUCUCAAGGAAGAUGUAAGAGCAUUCAUGUGGAAGAGAAAUUGUAUGGAUGUACUUGGUAUAAUGACAGCCUCAGUCAGACCUCAUGUGAUCGUGAGGACCCCCACGAAGUUAAGAGGGAACCUUACAGGUACUUUGACUGUGGGGAGAACUUCGUUCCGAAAGUCAUAGUCAGACAAUGUAAUGUGGUCCAUUCAGUACCACAACCUUCCAAAUGCAGUAACUAUGGAACGGGCUUCAUAGAUGACACGAAUCCUCGUGUCCAUCACAGCGCUUAUGUAGGAGAUAAAUCUCAUACAUGUGACCAGUGUGGAAAGAACUUUAGUCAGAGCUCAGAUCUUACUGCUCAUUGUAAAAGUCAUUCAGGUGAGAAACCUUACGAAUGCCAAGAGCGGGCUAAGUGCUGCAAACAGAGCUCGGGCUUUGCCAGAUACCAGAAAGGCCUCCCAGGAGACAAACCCUAUAAACGUAUUGAGAGCAGCAAGGGCUUUAGGCGCAACUCCUCUCUUCACCACCACCAUCACUUCCGCACAGGGGAAACGCCCUACAAAUGCGAUGUGUGUGGGAAGGGGUUCAGAUUCAGGUCACUUCUUUGUAUUCAUCAGGGAGUGCACACGGAGGAAAAGCCCUAUAAAUGUGAAGAGUGGAGGAAGUGCUUUGAUCAGAGCUCCAGUCUUCUUGUCCAUCAGAGAGUCCACAUUGGAGGGAAACCCUACAAAUGCAAGUGUGGCAAAUGCUUCAGUUCAAGCUCUAUUCUUCAAGUCCACCAGAGGCUGCACACAGGGGAAAAGCCUUAUAGGUGUGCUGAGUGUGGAAAGGGCUUGAGCCAAAGCACACACCUUCAUAUUCACCAUCGAGUCCACACAGGGGAGAAACCCUACAAGUGCCCUGUGUGUGGAAAGGCUUUUGCAUACAGUUCAGGUCUUCACACCUAUCAGAGAGUUCACACAGGAGAAAAACCUUAUAAAUGCAAAGUGUGAGGUAAGGGCUUCAGCUACAGCUCCUAUUUUCACUUAUGUCAAAGAGAUCAUACCAGAGAGAAGCCAUGUAAGUGUGACGAGUGUGGUAAGGGCUUCAGUCGGAAUUCAGAUCUUCAUAUUUCAUUGAGAGUCCACCCAGGAGAGAGGCCCUGUAAGUGUAGAGAAUGUGGUCGGAGCUUCAGUUGUAACUCGUAUCUUCUCACUCAUCAGAGAGCACAUACAGAUGAAAUGCAACAUACGUGUCAUGAGCAUGGCAAGGGUUUCAGUUCUAGCUCAGACCUUACUCAUCAAAGACUGUACAAGAGGACAGAAACAUUAUAA